AAUAUGGCCCCGAGAAGAACGCAGCAGGUGGGGGCGGGGCCUUCCAUGGAGCAAACCUACAUCUCCAAGGUGGUUCUGCUGGGGAGCAUGGCCCUGGGAAAGUCAAGCAUAGCCUUCUGCUAUGUGAAAAAUGACUUCAGGGAAUCCAUGCCCACUGUGGGAUGUUCUUUCUUCACCCAGCUGGUAUGUUUAGAGACUGCCACGAUUAAGCUUGAGAUCCGGGACACUGCAGGACAAGCGAAGUACCAUAGUGUUUGCCACCUUUAUUACAGCAGGGCGAAUGCUGAACUUCUUGUAUAUGACAUAACCAGAAAGAUAGGAAGCUUUAGGUCUUGCAGCAGAAUCUGCUGGAAUGCAACGGUGGCUCUAUCACCGGACACGCUGCUCUUCAGAAAGGAGGCGGAGGAGUUUGCAAAGAGCAAAAGCUUAAUCUACAUGGAAACGUCGGCAAAAUCCAAUCACCAAGUGACCGAGGUGUUUAUGGCCAUAG
Messenger RNA from Chelonoidis abingdonii (Abingdon island giant tortoise), 490 nucleotides. The record is from RefSeq and is a predicted model, not a curated record. NCBI's taxonomy places the organism in Eukaryota, Metazoa, Chordata, Testudines, Testudinidae.